Leucoraja erinaceus (little skate) is the source of this 2243-nucleotide messenger RNA. RefSeq lists its product as uncharacterized. Bases 626 to 1450 code for a protein of 274 amino acids. The record is from RefSeq and is a predicted model, not a curated record. The transcript is spliced from 2 exons. NCBI's taxonomy places the organism in Eukaryota, Metazoa, Chordata, Chondrichthyes, Rajiformes, Rajidae. Gene Ontology annotation, molecular function: nucleic acid binding.
CUUAUGGAAACUGAGGAUGAGCAUGUUCAGAUCAUGAAAGUUUCAGGAUGACGACAAUGAUUGACACCACCUGUGACACCAAUUUGUUACUGAUGAUUGAUCUGACCUUGUGGUAUGGGUGUAAGUGGCAUCCACAACAACAUCUGUAGUGAUACAACAUGGAGCAGGCAGGUGGGCACCAUAGAGGUCAAGUCGGAGAAGGAAGAGGAGGAAGACGUGGUCAAAGGAAUGGCAGGGGACAAGCACCCCUUUUGAGAGGUGGCCAUGGGCCCCGUUUGAGAGGUGGCCAUGGGCCCCGUUUGAGAGGUGUGGGGGAACGGGGUCGAGGACAAGGACCAAGACAGCAACGGCAAAGAGUCUCCAAUGAGAUUAGAGCAAUGGUUGUAGAUCAUGUCAUCAAUCAUGGCAUGACAAUGAUUGAGGCAGCGAGAAUGAUACAACCAAACCUUAAAAGAUCAACCGUGGCCUCAAUCAUUAGAACUUUCCGCAUAAGUCUUCAGCAUGCACUACAGUAAACAUUACAGUACUGUAGGCUACUCUUACUGUAAUUGUCAAAUGAUUGUACACUGCAUGCCAAUGUGCAGCACAGAGUAGGUAAUGUGACUAUGAAAAUGUGUUCUACAGUAUGAUGACAUGUUCUUCCUGUCAUAUUCCCUACAGAAUUGAGACUAGACCCAAUAGUGGAGGCAGAGGCAGACUCCUCACUGAGGAACAGGAACGGGCUGUGGUCAACAUGGUCCGGGCCAGAAAUGACAUUCGGCUUAGAGAAAUCAGACAGAACAUCCUGGACGAUGAAGAUCUCUUCAGGAAUGUGGAAGCCAUAAGUUUGCCGACCAUUGCACGUGUUCUGAAAAGGCACCAGGUGUCCCUCAAACAGUUGUACCGUGUGCCUUUUGAAAGAAAUGCAGACAGAGUGAAGCAACUGAGGAUUGAGUAUGUUCAGAGGGUGAUGGCCCUGGAUGCGGAUGAAAAUCAUCACAAAUUUGUUUUUGUGGACGAGGCAGGCUUCAACCUGGCCAAGACAAGGAGGAGAGGGCGAAAUUUAAUUGGCCAGCGGGCAACCAUACAAGUACCUGCACGACGUGGGGCCAACAUCAGUAUGUGUGCGGCGAUAUCAGAAGAUGGUGUGGUAGGGCGUAGAUCUCCGAUUGGCGCAUACAAUGCAGAGCUCCUUGUUGCAUUUCUUGAUGAGCUAACUCUAGUCUGUAGAGCUGUUGGUGUAAUUUAUGUCAUUGUGUGGGACAACGUCAGGUUCCACCGCGCUCAUCUGGUGCAGGCAUGGUUUCAGGCCCAUCCACAGUUCCUCACUGAGUACUUGCCCCCAUACUCUCCUUUCCUUAACCCCACUGAGGAAUGUUUCUCCACAUGGAGGUGGAAAGUGUAUGAUCGGCAUCUGCAUCAACAAGUGACCCUUCUUCAGGCCAUGGACAAUGGACAAUGCCUGCGAUGACAUUACAGCAGACCAGUGUCAGGCCUGGAUUCGCCAUGCGCGAAGGUACUUUCCAAGAUGUUUGGCAAACGAAAACAUCUAUGCGGAUGUGGAUGAGAACCUGUGGCCCAAUCCACAAGACAGGGUUGAUGUGGAUGACGAGUGAUUGUUGAUCCUUUGUUUAGCUUUUUUUUUUCUUACUGUGCAGUAGCCAGGUGAGGAACACGGCAGUUUGUUUUGCAGGACUUUUUUUUUGUUUUGUUACAGUAAUUGUUGCUUUCAUUCAACCUAUGGUGUCAUUUAGUUUGUAUUCAUCAAUAAAUUUCAGCUUUGUUCAUUGAUUCCACUGUGUCUGUGGUAUUCUCUCUACUAAUCCUUUUUCAGUGACAUUAUGUGUAGCACAGGAUGAAACAUGUAUCACAUAUUUUGUACUACAAUAUUUAAUGGUUGUACGAACAACUAAACAGUGAAACUAUGUGUAUGUUGUGUGUGGGUGAUCUAAAGAAAUGUCCCUAUGGUAUUUUGGUAUUUCAUGAUAAAUUAGUUGUUUGAACCAAUGAUUCUGUGAGUGCAAGCUUUCUUUAAAGAUAUGAAUACACAAUGCAAUGUUUUGAACGUUGGACAGCCUGUGAUACAAGUGGUGACCGUUUUGAGUUUUGUAUCUAGAGUUGUGAAAAAUGACAUCAAGGUUCUGAAACUAGUGUCAAAGCGAUUGACAAAAACUGUAGUGUUGGUUGUGUGUGUGAAUGAGUGUGUGAGUGUCUGUGUGUGUGUCUAUGUGAGUCUGUGUGUGAGUGAGUAUGAGUCAGCGUCU